AGGUAGUCUUUUUGGUAGCGCCACUCAGACAACAACCACUUCGACUGCCACUCCAAUCCUUUUCGGUGGUGGUACUACUGCAACAACGGCAACGCCAACUUUGUUCGGCAGUACCCCGGCUCCGACCGCUACUGGAACUCUUUUUGGCAAACCCACUACAGGUUUAUUCGGCACACCCACAGCAACAGCAACAACAACUGCAACUGCUGGUGGACUUUUUGGUGCCGGCGCAACAGCAACAGCGCCUACAACUGCAGCAGGUCUUGGAGGUACGGGUACCCUGGUGCCAGCUGGCGUGGGUACGAGCGGUUCGCUGGGUGUCGGUGUUGCCGGUGCUGCAGCAUCCGGGAAUCCGAUGGAUGGUGAAGUGCCACAACCGAUAGCAGAAGCGAUUAACUUUGAGCGGAUCAAGAAAAAUCACGAAAAAGGCGAUGAAUUUUCGAUGAACAGUUCCGAUAAGUGCUUGUAUAUGGAGGAGAAAAUUGAGGAGCUGAUGAAAAUGCGA
Molecule: messenger RNA, 505 nt
Organism: Gongylonema pulchrum
Lineage: Eukaryota; Metazoa; Nematoda; Chromadorea; Rhabditida; Gongylonematidae
Source: the annotation of a GenBank genome assembly